Neltuma alba is the source of this 2138-nucleotide messenger RNA. RefSeq names its product E3 ubiquitin-protein ligase RGLG4-like. Gene Ontology annotation, biological process: protein ubiquitination. Lineage: Eukaryota; Viridiplantae; Streptophyta; Magnoliopsida; Fabales; Fabaceae. The coding region runs from base 219 to 1499 and encodes 426 amino acids. Gene Ontology annotation, cellular component: nucleus. Gene Ontology annotation, molecular function: ubiquitin-protein transferase activity. The transcript has 12 exons. The record is from RefSeq and is a predicted model, not a curated record.
CUACUUCCCCGUCUUCCCUUCCACUCGACACGCCACAAAGCUGUGUCUUUCUUAUCCUGAACGCCUCAUCGAGGCUUUUGGAAUCUGGUUCUCUGCCUACUGAUUAAGCCAAUGUUAAAGAAAACACACGAAUCAAAAGAAGAAACAAGAAGAAUUCGAUUCUCCAAUCUAUCUGACUACCCAGAUUCGCUCGCGGUAACUUCCUAGUUGAAGAUACGAUGGGCAACGCCUUUGUUAAAAAGCGUAACGCUCAAUUUUCCAGAAAUGUUAAAGAGGAGCGCGGAAGUAGCAGGUCAUCUAACCUAAGUAACCGAACGGUGCCUCAACCUCGACGACCACAGCCCCAGCCGCCGGAGAUGAUGCAGAGGAUAUGGAGUAACAAGAACCGAUCGUCCGGAGAAAGCUCCGUCGUGGCAGGAAAGGAAUCGGUGAAGAAGAAAUAUGCUUUGAUUCCCGAUAACUUCACUACCCUUGAGCAGGUGACCGCAGCCUUGAGGAAAGAAGGUUUGGAAUCAUCAAAUCUCAUCCUUGGAAUUGAUUUCACGAAGAGCAACGAGUGGACUGGCAAAGUAUCAUUUAAUAAUAGAAGCCUGCAUGCUAUUGGAUCAACACCCAACCCCUACGAGAAGGCCAUCUCUAUUAUCGGCAAGACCUUGGCGCCCUUCGAUGAUGACAAUUUAAUUCCAUGUUUUGGCUUUGGUGAUGCUACCACCCAUGAUCAAGAAGUAUUUAGCUUUCACAGUGAUCAUUCAUCCUGCCAUGGUUUUGAGGAAGUUCUGGAGUGCUACCAAAAAAUAGUUCCGAACUUGAAACUUUCAGGGCCAACUUCUUACGGUCCGGUGAUUGAGGCUGCAAUAGACAUAGUUGAGAAAAAUGGGGGCCAAUUCCAUGUGUUGGUUAUAAUUGCAGAUGGACAGGUUACAAGAAGCGUAAAUUAUGAUGACGGAGAACUGAGUCCUCAGGAACAGAAGACCAUCCAAGCCAUUGUUGAAGCAAGUUCAUAUCCACUUUCGAUUGUUCUUGUUGGAGUUGGUGAUGGGCCUUGGGAAGACAUGAGAAAGUUUGAUGACAAGAUACCUGCACGCGAUUUUGACAAUUUUCAGUUCGUUAAUUUCACUGAGAUAAUGUCUAAAAAUUCAAGCCCUUCUCAGAAAGAAGCAGCUUUUGCUCUGGCUGCUCUGAUGGAGAUUCCAUUCCAGUAUAAAGCAGCUAUUGAACUUAAAAGACUUGGCCGUACGACAGGUAGGGCUAAGAAAAUAGUUCCGCGACCUCCUCCAGUUCCUUAUUCUCGACCUGCACCACCGGCUCGUCUACCAAGCAGUGUUCCCUCAGACGAUGAGCGAAAUCAGCAGCAGGCCUGCCCUAUUUGCCUGACAAAUGCUAAGGACUUGGCCUUUGGAUGUGGGCACAUGACUUGCAGAGAUUGUGGAUCCAGGUUAACCAACUGUCCCAUUUGCCGAGAGCGGAUCACAAGUCGUCUCAGGGUGUUCACCGGGUGAUUGUGUAAGGGAAAGGGUACUUUUACAGAGAACUAGAACUUAAUAUUCUUACCUUUAAAGUUUGCUUGGUUUAAUUUAUUAAAUCAAGGAAAAGUCUUAAAAAAAGACCAUCAAAAUAGAAAAAUUGUAAAUAGAGACCCAUGAUAACAUUAGUAUGGGUUUUGACAACGAUUUUUAUGAAUGGGUCUCUGUAUGCAAUUUUUCUAUUUCAGUGUUUUUUUGUGUGGCUAUUUUCCCUUAAAUCAAACUAAAAACGUAAAUAUGCAUCUUAUGAUGAACAGCUUAAGGGGCUAUGCUUUCCAUAAAACCUACGUGGAAGAAGAUUAUGUACAUUAACUAAGGUCAGAAAGUAUUGCUUCCUGGUGGUUGGUUGAAGAAUGGACUUGGAUUUGCAUGAGAUUGCUGUAUGUAGAGGGUGAGAGUGUUGCUUUCUAGACUGAAAAAGAGUGUCCUGGCUUUGUGGGAGAUUUUAUUUGUUUCAUGUGGCGUAUGGGUUUGAAGCUGUUCAUAGCAAUCGUCUGUUGUACAUACAGAUACAGUACACUUUCUUCUCUGUUGCCAAUAUGGUUUGAAUAAUUUGGUUACAUUGAUGCAAAGAUAAUACCUUUUCAUCAAUUGUGCAUAGUGGCUUCAAUAUCU